Molecule: messenger RNA, 702 nt
Organism: Lycium ferocissimum
Lineage: Eukaryota; Viridiplantae; Streptophyta; Magnoliopsida; Solanales; Solanaceae
Product: eukaryotic translation initiation factor-like
Exons: 2
Coding region: 1-660 (219 amino acids)
Cellular component (GO): eukaryotic translation initiation factor 4F complex
Molecular function (GO): translation initiation factor activity; mRNA binding
Source: RefSeq, a predicted model, not a curated record
AUGGCACUUGCUGAGGACCCGUUGAAGCUGAUAGUCCUGCUGAAGAGUGGUCUUCCGGCUCAAGGAAGGUUGAAUCGUGGUAGCUUUCCUGUCAAUCGUCCAGGCACCGGUUGUAUGAUGCCUGGAAUGCCAGGAACGGGAAAGAUGCCUGGUGCGCCUGGGAUGGAUAACGACAACUGGGAAGUUCCUAGAUCCCAGUCGAUGCCUAGAGGUAACGGGCCACUGGUGCAGCCAGGUGGACGAGGUCAGCCUCAGCCACCAUUGGUUGGCAAGUCACCCUUAUUGAACUCUAGACUUCUUCCUCAGGGUAGUGGUGGCUUGGUGAGUGGAAAGCCUAGUGCCCUCUUGCAAAGUAGUUGUGGUUUUAGUGUGGAGCCCGCAUCACAGGCUCCUCGACCAGUUCAACCUCCUCCAGUUGCGGAAAAAACGCAGGUUCCUGCUGUGAGUGUGAAUCCCGAUGAACUAAAGAGAAAAACAGCAUCUCUUUUGGAGGAAUAUUUCAGUGUUCGGCUUCUGGAGGAAGCUUUGCAGUGUGUGGAGGAACUCAAAUCCCCAGCCUACUAUCCCAAGGUUGUCAAAGAAGCAAUAUCAAUCGGUCUAGACAGAAGACUGCCACGUGCCGAACUAGUUGCACAGCUUCCUCGAACACUUGUUUGUUAAGAAGGUUUUUAUAGCUGGCGACUUGGUUAUUGGUUUCUUGAA